This is a messenger RNA of Caenorhabditis elegans, 664 nucleotides long. RefSeq names its product COMM domain-containing protein (gene T07C4.12). The record is from RefSeq and is marked reviewed. The transcript has 3 exons. The coding region runs from base 136 to 570 and encodes 144 amino acids. Lineage: Eukaryota; Metazoa; Nematoda; Chromadorea; Rhabditida; Rhabditidae.
AGCUGGCAAUGUAUCUCAUCACCUUCCUGUCACCCUCACAUUCUAUCCAUUUGCUCUUGCUCCACAACUUUUUGCUCCAAAUGCUCUGCCUUCAUUGAGCAGCUCGAAUUUUCUGUCGCUUCUCGUUUUUUAUAGAUGCUCUCGGAGGAACAAUUGGCGACUUUAUAUGACUGUGCAACGACUUCCACACGACUUCCGAACGAUUUUGCCGAUGAUCAAGAGGAUUUGAAGAAUAUUAUACGCUAUGGAGAACUGUUUAAAGCGUGUCAUGCAAUCAAUUCAACGGACUUUAUUCAAAAAUCAGAAGAUCUCAAAGACGAGGAGAAAGUGGCUCUAGAGAGGAUAGUUGAGCAAAAGCUGGCGGAAUCGGCAAAAAAUGAGAAAGAUAUCGCGUGGAAUGUUAAUAUAGUGGUCGCCAACUCGUACGUGGCUAAAAGUCUCCGGCCAGUGAUCAACAUUCAGAUGCCAACCGUCGGCGGCGACACCAAUUUCGAAUUCGACAUCGACUCGUUUGCACAGUUCCGUCAACAACUCGCUCAGGCCGUACUGGCAGUGAAUCCGCAGGAAUAAUAAAUCCACCAUUUUUGUGUACUGUAUAUAAUUACGAGAACAUUCCCGAAUUUUCAAUACUCUUCUUUCAAAAAUAAAAACUAUUAUUGUUUGA